GCGAUAGAGAAUAACUAAAAACCACAACAACAAAAAUGGCUAGUGACAAGUUUUUGGUGAGAAUAUUAAAUUGAUAAUUCUUAGAAAUUUUAUUUUUAUUAUAAUAAUUUUAACAAUUAAAUUUAUUUUCCAACUGUAUUUAGACUAACUGAGAUAAUGUACAGUUUUUAGUUCAAAUCAUUUAAAGAUGUGUUUUAUAACAAUUAAAACGGCCAAUUAAAAUCAUUUGAAACUUUUUAACUUCGGUAAAAGUUAGUAUUGAUUCAUUUAAUUAUUAUUAUCUUAGUACUUAACAAUUUGAUUAGUGUUGUAUAAUGAAAUAGUUAUCAUUUUAAUCGAGUUUUUUUAUGAAAUUAAUUUAUUAACAUAUUGAAUACCAAAUGAAAUAACCUUACAAAUGUGUUUACAUCCCUCAGUAGGAAAACAUUUAUAUUGAUAACACGAAAAAUAAAUGAGUUUAAAUAUUUAAUUGGAGUAAUUUCAACCAAAUUGACCAUGUGACAAUAUUUUUAUUUUUUUAAAUGUAUUAUUACGUGUAAACAUUUUAGAACAAAUAUGUCUGAGGGAAGAUUUCCGUCUUACCACCAUUUACCUCCAACAGCCCCAGCACCACAAAGACAUCAUCUAGCAACUGCUGCAACACCUUCUGUUCCUCAUCCUCUUACAUUCCACCCUCCACCAAUUUCUCAUCAGUUAUCUUCAUGGUUUACUAAACAAGGUAAAAUAAUUUGCAGAAUGAUUUUUUUAGACAAAUAUUAAGUGAUACCUUAACCUACCUAUUUUUAUUUUGUUUUAGAUAUGGCUGCUUAUAGGAACACACCAUAUGCCGCAUUGCACAAUGUUGCAGCAUUACAAAUGCAUAAGCCACAACAUACUCCUAUAAUUGAUAGGUGGAUAGAUACAAGAAAUAAUAUGCCACCACCAUCAAGACCAGGUCCACCUUCCCCUAGUCCAGCUCAUUCAGCAAAUGUCUCACCUAAUUUUUCACUAUCCCGAAGUGUUGAGCUUGAUCUUACUAAACAUAAAAAAGAAUCUGAACAUAUGUCAAUCGACUUAUCUGCAAGUACUCAAAAAACUGAUAAUUCUUCAUUUAAACGAACAAAAGAUCCAGUCAAUGGUCAAAUAACUACAUCAAAAUUAAUAAAAAUUGAAGAAAAGGCUAUAAGUGUUAUAGCUCCAAACCCUCAUAAAGUAGUUAAGGGUGGUAAUUCACCUGAUGUUCUAGACAUUAUUAAUGCUAAAAAAGUAAAGAAUACUAAUUUUGAAAAAAAAAAAAAUAAGCCAGAUAAUAAACCUACUAGGGAUGUAUUAGAUAUUCCUAUAAAAAUUGAAGUUGCAGAUACAAAUAAUGUUGAACAAAUGUUAGAAAACAUGUUUCAAACUAAUGAGUCUGAAAAACUAUCUGUUAUUAAGACUAUUAAACCAGUUAAAUCUCCAUCACCUUCGACAAUGAGGGCAGAGUCUGUUGAAAAAAUACUCAAAUCACCAUCCCCUAUACCUAGAAUAGAAUAUGAAAAAUCUGAAGAUUCGAUAACAGCUGAGUGUUCUUCAAAAAAAGUUCAUGACACACAUUCUCAGUUCCUUGAAGUGGAAAACAAGUUAGAAGAAUUAUUUGGUGAAGUCAUUACAUCAACUAAUACAUCUAAUAAUGAUCAACAUGUAGUAACAGAAAACAAAUCAAAACCAAUAAUUCCCACAAAAAGACCUUAUAAUAAAAAUAAGAAACAAAUAAAAAAAAUUAAAAAAAAUCCACCCUUAUCCGAAAAACUAAAGCCUGUUGAACCAGUUAAUAAAAAAUAUAAAAGGGGUCCAUUGAUAAGAGUAGUUGGUAGUAUGAAAAACCCAACAAGUUAUUUUAUUGUUAACCGAAAUAUUCCAGACGAUGAUGACUCAUUAGAUGGCCGUAAUUUUAAUCGAAAGACUUACUGUAAGUUUUAUUUUAAAAUAUAAUUGAUUAUAUGAAUAAUUAAUUGUUAUUGAUAGUAUAUAAAUCUGGUGAGUGUAAUGAUGAAGAGAAACCUGAUAUGAACAAUUUAGAAAGUAGUGAUUGGCAAUGUGUAUUUUGUUCACGAGGACCUCAUGUUAUGGAUUUGGGUCAUAGUCCUACUGGUGAUCUUUUUGGCCCUUAUUAUGUCAGUGUACCAAAAGUUGUGAAAACAAAUGAUAACACUAAGAGAAAGGUAUUUUUAUUUGUAUAAAAAUAAAUUAUUUUAUAUUUUAUUAUGAUAUUACAUUUUUUUUUUUUUUUCUAGAAAUCUAAACCAAAUUUAAAUGAAAUUGAUACUUCAGAAAUAUAUAUUGAAGUUUGGACACAUGAAAAUUGUCUUCUUUGGGCAACUGAUAUUUAUAUGGUAGGGACUAAAAUGUUUGGACUAGAAGAAACUGUUAGAAUUGCUAAAAACACUGUAAGUUAAUGUAUUUAUUCAUGUUUAAAUUACAAAUAUUAAUGUUGGUUUUUUUUUUUUUUUUUGUAUAUACAUAUAUACAUAGGCUUGUGUUUAUUGUGGUGCUAAAGGAGCUAGUGUUGGAUGCAUGGCUCGUCACUGUAAACUAAGUAUACAUUAUAGUUGUGCUGUACAUAUUGGUUGGUUUCUAGAUACCAAAAGUUAUACAGCGACUUGCAAUGAACAUAAAGUAAUUUUUUAUAAUGUAUAAAGUUUUUUAUCAAAUUAUCUAAUUAAUAAAUUUCUAUUCACAGACUGCUAUCCUGGGAACUAGUUGUCAUUAGUGGACCUCGUUUUAGGUAUUAUAUUCCAAAAAAUAUGCUUUCUAUUUUUAUUUCCUAAAAGGUAAGCGGAGUUCUUAUCUAUGUUCAAGUCAAUAAGUUUUUUAUUAUUUAAUCUUCUGAUUUUUGCAAUUUAAUAGUGUAUCUAUUUUCUAAAUAAUAAUAAUAAAAACUAAAUAACUUAAUAAAUAACUUUAAUAAAAACUGGUCCAACCCUUGAGUUUAGUAAUUUAAAAUUUAAAUUAGUAGAAUAUAAAUCUAUUGUAAUAUCUUGUUACAAUGAGUAAGACAGGAGACAGAUUUACAUUUUUAUGCAGUUGUAUGAUAUGAAUUAUUUUCUAUUCUUUACUGAGUAAUUGAAAUUAAAAAUUGACUCGUAUACUGUUUUAUCAGGUUAAAAAUCUCAGAUAUUUAAAUUUUCUGAACUAUAUUUAUUUAAGAAAACAAAAAAUUUACUGUCUCAAACUAAUUAACUAGUAAUGUUGCAAAAUUAUAUUAUGUAAAAUAUUAAUUGAGGUUUUUAGAUUAAAAUGGUUAAAAGUUUGAUUGAAUUCAUUUAUGUUUUCGCGGGUGGUGGGUGUCUUUUAGCUUAAAUUUCUAAAAACUAACUAAAUAAUGCCAUAGAGAUGAAAUUUGGUAAUGAUGUUAGUAUUUAUAAUAUGCCUUUUGGGGGUUUCAACUCCACCCCCACCUUUCCACUUUUUUAAAACUAGUAUAAUAUUGUAUUAUUACAGUAUCCGGUUAUUGUUUUCCAAAAAAUAUCGUGCCUAUGUAAAAUAGACCCCCAUCUUUUUUGAAAAUUAGAUUAAGUGUUAUUCAUUAGUGUUUUUUUUUUUAUUAUUAUUUAUUUAAAAUUUUAUCAAACAAUAUUUUACUAUAUUUUAGAAAAAAAACAAUAUUUUCCCAUUUAAAAUUUUGGUAUUUUGUUUAACACGAUAGAUUCCAAUAGUGUGAUAUCCUUUUUAUAUUCUAAAAUUAAAACUGUAAGUUUGUUCCUGAAAAUUCUUAAAGAGUUCAGGUCACCAUCACAAUCUCCCUCCACUUCUCUUGAUUUUGGACUAUCCCUCUCCAUUCUCGCACUAAUCUAAUCUAAUUUUUUAUUGGUUUGUUGGUUUCUUCUUGAGAAUUUACCAUUUAUCAAUAGUUUGGCUCAUUGAGUUUAUUGUAAUAACCGUGAUUAAUGAUUCUAUAAACUAUUUGUUGAAAUUUGGAAAUUUGGUUUACAAAUGAAGGUACAGGAAUAUAAUAUUUUAAUUAUGAAAAAAAUGUGUAACUAUAUUUCAGUAUUAAUUUGAAGUUUAAAUUAAUUGAUUAAAAAGUUAUUGUCAGUUCAAUUAUAGGUGGAUUCUCUGUUUAGUCUUAAAUUGUAUUAAUAUUGUUUUUGUGCUGCUAAAAACUUUACAAAGAUCAGAUAGACCAUUGAGUAUUUAUUUUAAUCAUGUUGUAUUUAAUUAUCAUAGUGAUUGUGUAGGUUAGUCUGUUAUAAUUAUUUAAUUGUAUAGUAAAAAAAAAGUGAGAUAAUUAAAUAAGUAAAAUUACAAAGAUACCUAACAGAUUUUUCGACUUAAGAAUGUAAAAUAACAAAACCUAACAAAUUGUUUACUAUACUAAAAAAUUAAAGAAAUAUAUAAAUAUAUCAUAUAUUUUUGUAUAUAUUUAAUUUUUCUUUUAAUGUAUUCUAUUAUGUCUAAUUAUUUUUAAGCUUAAAGAAAACAAAGUUUCUUUAUCAUAGUCUGUAUUGUGACACUUUGGCGCAUGUAUAUGAACAAAAUAAUUGAAUGUUGAUAAAUAAUUUAAGGGCUUCAAACAAUAUAUUUUUAAGUAUCAAUAUAUAACUUACUAUGUAUUGAAUAAAGGAAAUAUUGUUUUUAAAACAUAUAUCACAGUUAUAUUGCACUCCAAGGAAGUUUAUUUUUUAAGGGCUAGCCAAUAAAGAUGUAUAGUAUUUAAAUAAUGGCUUAUUGUGCUAUUCAAUCAUUACCGAAGUAAAUUUUUUUGUUUAUCAUUUAAACUUAGUUGAUUUGGUUGACUAUAAUGUUAAAUAUAGUCUGAUUAGCUGACAGGUAAGUUUUAAGGGGGUAAACCUUCAACCUUUUGAAUUUUGCUCCUGCUGCACUGAGUAUUGAAGUUCAGAAUUAUUAUUAUCUAGACAAAUAAAAUAAAACCAUUUUUGAAAUAUGUUCUAACCCCAGGAAAUACUAAAUAAUGAAUGACAUUUAUACUAGAUAUUAAAACUAUUAAAUGCCAUAAAUAUUUAUAAAUUAUAAUUAACGAUACUAUGUUAUUACAUAUGUUUGUGUAGUAACUUUAAUUUUAAAUAAUUUUUAAUUAUUGUGAUAUUCAUUGUUUUAUUGAUAUCAAAAAUAUCACAAUCAUAUAUUCAAUAUUGAUAUUGGAACUAAUCUUAAAAUUGUUUACGAUAUCGAUAUAGUAUCAAAUUAUUGAUAUUGUUUGAGACCCCUUAAUUAUACAUAUUUAUAUUUAUUUAAUAUAUUUUAUUUCAAUUUUAUAAUUUGUGUGUAAAUUGUACUAUUUUAUACUUUAACUAUAAUUAUUUUAAUUUUAUAUAAUUCAUUUGUAUACGUUAAAAGAAAUUACAUAUUGGUAUUUAUAAUUAUUUUUUAAAUAAUAUUUUAAUUAUUAUGGCAAAUAAUAUUAAUAUUUAAAUUUCGUAUGAAACAUUUGUUUGACUGUGAUGGGUAUUUGGUUUUAAAUGAAAUUAUGUAAUAUUCAAUAUUACAAUUAUAUAAAUAUGUGAACUUCUUAAAAAGGAGAUACACUAUUAUCUUAGCAUAGAUUUUAAAAACAACUUAAUAAGAAUGAAAAUUAAUUAUACUUAAAAAAUAUACUUGUAUAUUUACAAUGUUAUCCUAAUUUCAUUAAAUUUAAUCAUAAAUAGUAUUGUUAGAGUUAAUUUUAAAUAAAUUAAUCAGAUAAUACAAAAUAAAAUAAAUACUAAAAUACAUUAUAGUAUAUUUAUUAUUUUGUAUUUAAUAAAUAUUACCAAUGAUAAUUUGUCUUUAAAUUUAUUAUGUUUAUUUAAUUAUAUAUAAUAUGUUUAAGUAACAUAAACUCUUAACAUAUUUUUUUCAAAUUAAUUAAAACUAAGCUUAUAUUGAGUGUAUUAUACAACUUUGACAAUAAUGUGAAUUUUCAGUACCUAGUCAUUUCCAUAUACUUAUCAAAUCAGUGUAUAUAAACAUAUUGUGUGUUGCACCAAAUCAUACGAAUAUAUCAGUGUACAUAACUAUUUCUGUAUGAUCGUAAAUCUAAAACCAGAUAUCUAAGUAUUUUUGUGAUCUAUGAUAAAAAAAUAUAUCUAACAAUGCUAUUAUACAUAUUAUGUAUAAUAAAAAAUAUAUUAUAUAUAUACUGAUUUAGAUGUAUUGUGAAUUAAAAAUUAAUUUUCUAUUUCAUUGAUCCAAAUAGAUCUGUGCUAAGAUUUAUUAUUAUAAUUAUACAAUUUUAUUAUUAUAAUAUGUCAUUAUACAAGUGUAUGAGUUAUCAUGUAUACAUAAUAAAUGUUAGUACUUCUUUGUGAGUGAAGUGCAAUAUUUUGUGUAUCUGUUAUUAAAUAUAAUAUAAUAAUUUAUAAAAGCAAAAUAUAUAACUUGAUUAAAAUAUUUUAGUCUAUAAUAUAUCAUUGAUUUUUAGAGCUUAAAAUAACUUUUUAAUACUAAUUAGACUGUAAUUUCAGUACAGUUUCAUUUCUAAAAUAUUUUUACUAAAUUUUGUUUAGGAUUUGGAUUUCAUCAUUGAGUAUGGAUAACGAAGAAGAUGUUAAAAGAACAAUUCACCACCUGCUUUUACAGUCUCAUUAAAAUGAGUAUUCAAGUAUAUUUUUCAAUAAUUACCAAUGAGAACAAUUUUUUUUUCCUAGUCAUCAAAAACCAAAAUCUGCCACUGAUACUGAACCAAUAAACCAAAGACGAAUAGGCCAUAUAAGCCUUGGGCACAAGAAUAUUGUAGAUUUGGUUGUAUUUUUGUGUAAUAUUAUUUGGAGAAUUAUAUAUGAAGGCACAAUAUUUUUUUUAAUAUCCUAUUACAUAUAAGUUUUUCUUACAAAAAGGAAUACUAUAAAUAGUGACUAGGAACAUAAUUCCUAAAGCCUAAUUCUGGCUCUGUAUGUAUAUGAUAUAGACAGAUAGUCCAAUAUUCAAGAAUGAGUACCCAUACAAAUUAUAUCAUUGUGCUAAAAUUUGUUACAUUUUAAUAUGAAAUCAAUUACAAAAAUCUCUUAUGUUUUUUCUGGUGAAAUUGACUAUGGAUGGAUUAAAAACUGCUGUUAAAAAAUACUUUUUAGUAUAAAAAUAAUGUGUAGAUGUCAAUAGCAUCACCAUUCUGUACUCUUCAACUACAAUAGCUAUAAUGUAUUAAUUUAUUUUAUAAUUUUAUACAGUUAAAGACCGAUGGUGAUAUAGAAUGUAGUAACUUAAUCAAAUGUAAUAUUUGAAUAUAUUCUUUGAAUCAAAAGUAAAUAAAAAGAUGCACUUGUAACACUAUUAUUAUACCCUAUUUUAAUUUUUAAUCUAUUAGUAUCUAUUUUUAACUUAUGAUAUUAUUCAGGUCCGGAUUAGGAAACCGGGAAUUCAGGAGAUUUCCCAGUAUGCCUUUUUUUUUCAAAUAACUAUUUUAUGUCAAACAAUUAUGUUGAAAUACUAAUCAUUUUUUUUACUAGUGGUCACUUGAGUCGAAAUAGCUUGGUUUGUUCUAUUUAUCUAGUAUGACACAUUGAACUCUAUAUGAUAAGGUUAACCUAACCUGAUAUGUAUAUACUAAGUGAUUUUUUUUUUAUUGUGAGCUAGCAAUUAUCUCUGAGGAUUUUAAAUGAAUUAAAUUUCUGUUUUCCUAAUCACUGAAGGUUUUAUCACCUAAUCACGUUUUAUUUUAAGUUUUAUUGUAAAAUCAUUUUUAAUUUUUUACCCCUAGUCCAUGUACCUUAAAUAAGUACAUACUUUUGUUUUUCAUAUAGAACCCACUCCUUUUAAAUACAGAUUUGAAUAAAGAAUAUUUUUCUUUAAAUGAUUUUACGCAUAACACUAAUAUUAGAUUUUCCAUUUAUGAGUUAAAAAUUUAGACCGGAGGAGUAGAGAAGGGUAAUAAAUUGCCUAUUUAUUAUAUUUAAAAUAUACAUAUAAUGGAAUAUAGGUACAUAUAUAUAUAUAAGGAAUAUAUUUACUCUUUUAAGUCUGAGCUUAUUUGAAGUAGUGUUCAAUAAUACAAAAAGAAUAUAGGUUUUAAUUUUUUUUAAUCAAAUAUAAAAUAUUACAUACAGAUAUGAUUUACAAAUGAUGGAACUUUAUAGUGCAUAUCUUUCCAAAUGUGUAAUUAUGUUAAAAUAAUGAUAAUGCAUAUCAACUGAAAUUUAGUAUUUGGUAAAUUAAUAACUGGGCUAGUACUUUUAUAUUUUCCUAGGCCAAAAUUUCUCCUUAAUUUACUCCUGAAAUUACUAUAUUAUAUUGUAGGUAUUAUUACCCCCACCAUCCAUAAUGGAAUCUGUUCAGUUUUUGAUGGGGGGAAGGAAGGAGACAUUUUUAUUCAGCACAUCUACGAACAAAUAACCACUCACAAAUAUCAAUUUACAUUUUCCUCUAUGUUCAAUUAUCAUACAAGAAUAAAUAGCCAAUUUUUUUUUUUUUUUUAAAGACUGGAUUCUAAACUAAUAUAGGUAGUACUAAUCUUAAAGACGUUAUUUUAGAUUUUCUCAAAGGGUCUAAAUUAGUAUAUUUGUUUUUUUUUUUUUUUUUUUGUGUAUAUAUAAAUUAACUCUUUCAGACAUGACUUUUGUGGUAUUUUUAUUAAUUCUUUAUUAGCACUCAUUCCCGAGUAUUUUAAACCAUGUUUACCACGGGAUUUGACGAAAAAGAAAUCGCUCUUUACAUAUUUAUCCAACAAAGAUUUAAAUUUUUUGAACAGAAACAAUUCAACGUCUUCUUCACUUUGCACACUAACAAUUUCUGUAACACUUCCAUCGUCCAAUAAUUCUAAAAUAUCCUCACUGAGCAUAUUGUUGUUUUUAUAAAAUAACUGUCAAAAAAAAAAAAAA
This is a messenger RNA of Cinara cedri, 8771 nucleotides long. The record is from the annotation of a GenBank genome assembly. NCBI's taxonomy places the organism in Eukaryota, Metazoa, Arthropoda, Insecta, Hemiptera, Aphididae.